Messenger RNA from Phaedon cochleariae (mustard beetle), 1246 nucleotides. Lineage: Eukaryota; Metazoa; Arthropoda; Insecta; Coleoptera; Chrysomelidae. The record is from the annotation of a GenBank genome assembly.
UAGUAAAUUUUGAUGUAGCAGUAUUUGAAGUAAAAUGGUAAAAAUAAAUAAUGCAGAGACUCUCUCUUUGGAUAAAAGCAAACAACGAAAAGUCGCCAAAGCAACGCAUAAGCUCAAGAAAAAAAUCGUGAGUGGUUUAGUAUCUAUCAAAGAAAAACGAAAAGGCCAGAAAGUAACGGCUGAACAGAAAAGAGGCUUAUUGUAUAUAUCACAUCUACCUCAUGGCUUUUAUGAAACAGAAUUGAAAGCAUACUUUCAACAAUUUGGAAGAGUUACCAAUGUCAAGGUAUGCAGGUCUAAUAGAACUGGGAACAGUAAAGGUUUUGGAUAUGUUGAAUUUUCACAUCCAGAAGUUGCCAAAAUCGCUGCUGAAACAAUGAAUAAUUACCUUAUGUUCAAAAAAAGAGUCACAGCUGAAUAUGUUCCAUAUGAGAAAAGACCAAAAUCUUUAUUCCUUGGUAAAAGCAGUAACCCUGACAGAUAUUCUUCCAAAGUAAGAAGAGAAAAACAAUAUCAGAAAAAUAUCAAUCUUGAUGAUACAGCACAUUCAAAAAGAACUGUUUCACGAGUAUCAAAACUGAAUAAAAAGUUACAGAGGUUACAAAGUUUAGGUAUAAAAACUACCUUCAAACCUAUUGACUUGACUGUGAUUAAACAGGAGAGCUCUGCAGGAAUCACUAUUCCUGAUUCUGCUCCUAGCCUUCCCAAUAACUAUGAAGCUUUAGACUCUGACAUAGAAGUGAAACUCCCUUUGAAAAAAUCAAGAAGAUCUCUGAGAUCCUUGACCAACAAAACUACAUCCCCAAAUUGGAGUAGCUUGUCAACUACUGUAUCCAAAAAUAGGAUGGUGCUAGCAAAAUCAUUGGACUCUGUGAAAGCUGUCCUGUCUUCUAAAACUAACAAAAAUCUGGACACUGAAAACACCCCUUCAAAACAAACCCUUUUGGUACCAGAUUCACCUGUGAAGGCUGAGAAGAAACCAAGAAAGAAACCCAUUUCAAAUUUGAAAAGUAUUUCAAAGAAAACCAAGAAGGCAGCCUCUAUGAAUGCUGAUACAGUGAGAAAAAUAGCAAGAGAACUAAUUAGAAAGAAAGGGGAUUCCUUGCUCAACUAUCAGCCACCCAAAACUAACCAAACCACCAAAAAGAAGUCUAGAAAGUAAUCAAUUUGAAUUGUACCCCCUUUGAAAUAUAUCAUUAAUUCUUAUUUGAAUUAUUUUUUGUGGACUUUUCUAGGAUGUUUUUGA